Molecule: messenger RNA, 1459 nt
Organism: Rubroshorea leprosula
Lineage: Eukaryota; Viridiplantae; Streptophyta; Magnoliopsida; Malvales; Dipterocarpaceae
Source: the annotation of a GenBank genome assembly
GCGGCUGGCAUGCACCUUCACUACCUCUCUAGCUUAUAAGAAAUACACAGAGGAAAAAAAAAAGGGAAGAGAAAUCAAUGAUGAAGGUGAUGAAGGCAGCGAAGCCAUAUUUGGCAAUAGUGUUCCUACAGUUUGGAUAUGCAGGGAUGAAUGUUAUCAACAAGGUUGCUCUCAAGCACGGUAUGAACCAUUUCGUCCUUGCAGUCUACCGUCAUUUGGUCGCCACGCUUGUCAUUGCUCCCUUCGCUUUUUUCCUUGAAAGGGAUGCAAGGCCGAAGAUGACACUCCCCAUCUUCCUCCAAAUAACUGCGCUUGGUUUCCUUGAGCCAGUGAUUGACCAAAAUUUAUAUUUUCAAGGUAUGAAAUAUACCUCAGCUACCCUGGCUUCUGCUACCGCCAAUGCUGUUCCUGCCAUUACCUUUGUAUUGGCACUCAUUUUCAGACUAGAGAAGGUGGAUGUGAAGAAGUUACACAGUGUGGCCAAGGUGAUAGGAACUGUAAUCACGGUGAUGGGGGCAAUGGUCAUGACUUUGUACAUUGGUCCCGCCAUCCAUUUCGUCAAGUCUGCGGGAGCAAUCCACCUUGGAAACACCACUGAAUCUGAUAAGCACAACCACUUUAUUGGCAUCUUGUUCAUGUUAGGAGGCAUUAGCUGUUGGGCAGGCUUCUUCAUAUUACAAUCAUUCACACUAAAGAAGUACCCAGCAGAACUCUCUCUUACAGUUUUGGUAUGCUUGAUGGGAACAGUAGAAGGUGCUGUGGUUUCUCUUAUGUUUGAAAGAGACAUGAGUGUCUGGAAACUUGGCUUUAACAGCAAGCUCCUUGCUGUUGCUUACUCUGUAAGUUUAAGUUUUAAAAUAGCAAAACCAUCUACAAACACAAAAUCACAGAGGAAAGGAAUAUUCUAACAUGUGAAAUUUCAUCAGGGAGUGGUUUGCUCUGGAAUUACUUAUUUUGUACAAGGGGUUGUGAUUCGAGAACGAGGCCCUGUUUUUGUAACAUCUUUUAGUCCUUUGUGCAUGAUCAUAACUGCUACUCUUGAGGCCAUAGUUUUGAAAGAGUUAAUCCACUUAGGAAGCAUACUUGGAGCCAUUCUCAUAGUAGUUGGACUAUACACAGUGGUGUGGGGCAAGAGCAAAGAUAUGAAAAGUACAUCAGAAGAGUUGAUUACGACUAAAGAUAAAAGUUUAAACUAAGAAUUGUCCAUUGUCGAUCAUGGAGGCAUAAUCGAUGCUCCUGUCAAAAUUCUUAAAAUUCCAGCUCCAAACAAACAUCAGAUCAGAUUCUAUUGCGUUCAAUAAUAAUGUUAUCCUGUCUAUCUAGCGUGUCUGGUCUAAUCCAUCUCUCCAAACUCGCUCCAUCUGUGUACUAGCUCUAGGCAUGUACCAGCCUACCCUGCUUCUUUUGAUGUUGUACUUUUGAACUAAUCAAAGUGCCUUAAUGAAAUUAAUCAAUGUUU